This is a messenger RNA of Olea europaea var. sylvestris, 650 nucleotides long. RefSeq names its product transcription factor MYB46-like. Lineage: Eukaryota; Viridiplantae; Streptophyta; Magnoliopsida; Lamiales; Oleaceae. The coding region runs from base 132 to 644 and encodes 170 amino acids. The transcript has a single exon. The record is from RefSeq and is a predicted model, not a curated record.
CGUUGUGGCAAGAGCUGUCGUCUCCGGUGGCUUAAUUACCUUCGACCGGAUAUCACACAUGAAGCUUUUACACCGGAGGAAGACAAUAUCAUAUACACUCUCUAUGGUGUCUUGGGAAGCAAGCAAGUUCAAUGUUAAUUAUGAUUUUUUUCCUCUUAAUUUUUUAUUUAUUAACAUUUUUAUGUUUAAUUCAUAGAUGGUCUGUCAUAGCAUCUCAUCUACCCGGAAGAACAGACAACGAUGUGAAAAACUACUGGAACAGCAAGUUAAAGAAGAAGCCAAUAGCAGCAAAUUAUGGUUAUAACCCCACAAAUAGUAUCGACACCACCGCUGCGAAAGCGAAAACCGACCUCUCAUCUUCAACCACUAACACUUUGGUUCCCACAUUUUCAGGUCAAGAGACAUCUCCUAUAAGUCCUUGUUUAACUGAGAGUACUAAAAACCCGAGCUUUUCUUCAUCUUCCCAACAAGAUUCAACCAUUUCUGAAACAUUUUCACAGCUUGGAAAUGAUUUCAUCUUUGGCAAUGGCAGUUGCAGCAACGGGAUUCCAAUGGAUAAUAUCGGCUAUCGACGUUCUUAUGAAAUUCUGGAUGAAAUUUGGUCCCAAGAGGCAGCCAAUGAAGGGGUUCCUAAUUUAUAUUGAAAUCAU